GAGACAGGCUGCGAAGGGGAGGACACUGGCUCACUUCAGAGUGUGCCACAAGGAGUUAUGACAUCUGCCUUCCCAACAGGGACUGAAUCUCCUGCCUGUCGGCGACCAAGAUGCUGAAGAAAGUCAUCGGCUGGCUGACGAUCCGAAAUGAAACCAUCCGGCAGGGACUGGCAGAGGCUCUGUCCACCUUCAUCCUGAUGGUUAUUGGACAGGGCUCUGUUGCCCAGGUGGUACUAGGAAGGAAUAGCUAUGGGCAGUUUCUGAGCAUCAAUCUGGGAUUUGGAUUCGGUGUCAUGUUAGGAAUCCACGUAGCUGGUGGAAUCUCAGGUGCUCACAUGAAUGCAGCAAUUACAUUUGCAAACUGUGUCGUGGGGAAUCUGCCAUGGUACAAGCUUCCGGCGUAUGUGAUUGGCCAGUUCAUGGGAUCCUUCUUGGCUUCUGCUAUGACGUUUGCACUGUAUUAUGAGGCCCUGAUCGAUUAUACCGGGGGGACCCUGACUGUUGGAGGACCCUCUGGCACGGCAAACAUCUUUGCCACCUACCCGUCUCCGUACGUGUCGACUUUGGGCGGCUUUAUAAAUGAGUUCAUGACUACAACUGUGCUAUUGAUCGGAAUCCUCGCCAUCAACGACCUGAACAAUGCAGGUGCUCUUCCAGGCACCCAUGCCUUGAGUAUUGGGCUUCUGGUUGCGGUCAUCGGCAUGUCCUUGGGGAUGAACACAGGCUACGCCAUCAACCCUUCCAGAGACUUGCCACCGAGGAUCUUCACAGCCAUUGCUGGAUGGGGGCUGGAUGUCUUCAAGGCAUCAAAUCAUUGGUGGUGGGUCCCAAUAGUCGCACCGAUGUUGGGAAGCCUCUUUGGAAUUUUCAUCUACAACAUCUUCAUUGACUUUCACAAUCGCCCUCGGCUGGAUGGGAGCAGGAAGCCAGACUGCAAGGGCGAAGAGACCAUUGAGCAGAGUCUGUGAAAUCUGGACUCCCGUCCACCGGAUGCUGGACAGCUCCAUAGCAGACAGCUAUCUGCUAUGACCACAGUGCCCAAGAGCGUGCAAGCAGGCAUCAAUCUAUGUAUUUAGCUAAUAAACAGAGUGCACUUUUUGGGGGGGGGGGAACAGGGCAAGGCUGGAAGGUAUAAGUUCAUUCCUGCCCUGUGCUCUUCUCACUCAGCUGCUGCUAGUGAGCUGCAUCUCAUUGCUUAUGUAAGAGCCUUACUGAAAUCUCUUUAGGCAAGGAUGCUCAAGGGGUGCGCUGUGAGACACUGCCCUUGAAAAAUACACCAUCACUUCAGUACUUUCGGUUAU
Molecule: messenger RNA, 1301 nt
Organism: Zootoca vivipara (common lizard)
Lineage: Eukaryota; Metazoa; Chordata; Lepidosauria; Squamata; Lacertidae
Product: aquaporin-7-like
Biological process (GO): glycerol transmembrane transport; water transport
Cellular component (GO): basolateral plasma membrane; plasma membrane
Molecular function (GO): urea transmembrane transporter activity; water channel activity; glycerol channel activity
Source: RefSeq, a predicted model, not a curated record